UUUUAUUUCGCCUUCCUUCGCUUGUUUCGUGUACAACAAAUCAACAAAUUUUCUAUUUCGCCUUCAUUCGCUUCAUCGUGUGACGUGUGAAUAGUUGAAAAAAAAUUCAAUUGCUUUAAUUACCCGCCAUGGAUAAAGUUGUUAAAUUCUGUGAACCCGGCCGUGUCUUCGCCAAGGACUCGAUCCGUUUGGUAAAACGUUGCACCAAACCUGAUCGCAAAGAGUUCCAAAAGAUUGCCAUUGCCACAGCUAUUGGUUUCUGUAUUAUGGGUUUCAUUGGCUUCUUUGUCAAACUGAUUCACAUCCCCAUCAACAACAUUAUUGUCGGCUCAUAAAUUACAAUGGAAAACGGAUAUGAAUAUUCAACUUUCUAAGGCUGUAUCAGCUUUUUGUUCGUAACCCAACAAACAUUAUUGUGGUAGAAGAGCUGUCCGUUUAUUUUGAUAAUUAUGUACUAUGUUGAUACUUCAUAAGUUUUACACAUCCUCAAAAAAUAUAUGAUAUGUACCAUCUUCCUUUCUUUCGUUAAAGUUUCUAAGUAUUUCUAAUAUGGAUAUCUUUAGCAAUUAUCUUUCAUAUAAUUAAGAGAUUACAUGGAAUUUUUCGAAAGGAAGGUUAAAAUAAGAGGCGGUUUUAGUAUAUGAUCGUCUUAUAUUAUUUCCAUUUUUUUAAAUCAUGAUUUCCAUUUUUUCGUACAAUCUUUGUUUAAUUUAUAACUAAAAACAAUAAAUUUGACAUAAAAUCUGAA
This is a messenger RNA of Stomoxys calcitrans (stable fly), 748 nucleotides long. Its product is annotated as protein transport protein Sec61 gamma-2 subunit. Gene Ontology annotation, molecular function: transmembrane protein transporter activity. The record is from RefSeq and is a predicted model, not a curated record. Gene Ontology annotation, cellular component: Ssh1 translocon complex; membrane. The transcript is spliced from 2 exons. NCBI's taxonomy places the organism in Eukaryota, Metazoa, Arthropoda, Insecta, Diptera, Muscidae. Gene Ontology annotation, biological process: post-translational protein targeting to membrane, translocation; protein targeting. Bases 129 to 335 code for a protein of 68 amino acids.